Molecule: messenger RNA, 1288 nt
Organism: Cucumis sativus (cucumber)
Lineage: Eukaryota; Viridiplantae; Streptophyta; Magnoliopsida; Cucurbitales; Cucurbitaceae
Product: leucine-rich repeat extensin-like protein 3
Exons: 2
Coding region: 65-949 (294 amino acids)
Molecular function (GO): electron transfer activity
Source: RefSeq, a predicted model, not a curated record
UUUCCAACAUCAAGAAUUCAAUCUCUCUAUAUUUGUUGAAAAGCUUUCCAUAAUAUCCAAAACCAUGGCUUUCAUCAGUUCAAAACUUAUCAUUCUUUUCAUUUGGGCAUGCAUCUCAACUCUAUGCUCUGCCAAUAAUGGAGGUUGGUUUUGGGGACGACCAAAUUGCACUGUGUCUUCCAUACCUUGUCAUAAGCCAUCUCUGCCACCACCAUUACGGCGGCUACCACCAUCACGAUACCCACGAACUCCGCCAUCACGACGGUUUCCACCCCCACCAUCACGACGUCUUCGAACUCCACCAUCACAACGAUGUCCCCUGUUGCCACCACCACCACCACCACCACGACAUCCUCGAACACCACCACCAUCACGACGUCCUCGAACACCACCACCACCACCACCAAUGCUAUCAUCGCCUCCACCACCAUCACCGAUAGUGUCACCACCGCCACCACAACGACGACCUCGACCACGACCACGUCCACCACCAUUCCAACCAAUACCACCAUCACCGCCGUCAUUGCCAUCACCAUCACCGCCAUCUCCAUCACCAUCAUUACCACCCUCACCACAACCAACCCCACAAAGUCCAAGAAAGAUCAUAGUGGGCGGUUCUAAUCAAUGGCAGCUUGGCUUCGACUACACUGAUUGGGCACUCAAAAAUGGUCCCUUUUAUGUCAAUGAUAUCCUUGUGUUCAAAUAUGAUCCUCCAAACAGGUCAACUCCACCUCAUAAUGUUUAUCUGCUACCAAACAUGAGAAGCCUUGCCAAUUGUGAUUUUGGAAAGGCCAAAGUGUUGGCAAAUAUAACGCAGGGAAGUGGAGAUGGGUUUGAGUUUGUGCUUAAAGACCAAAAUCCUUACUAUUUUGCUUGUGGAGAAGGCAAUGGCUUCCAUUGCAAACUUGGAUCCAUGAAGUUCACCCUCACACCAAUACUCAAGGCUUGAUUGUUUUACGAGUUUUCUCAAUAAAAUAAUACUUAACUAGGUUGGCAUCUUAACAUAUAUCUAUAUAUCUAUUUUUGUGCAUUUUAUUCUAAUCAUGCGUGUCAAAAAUAUAUUUUAAAAUAUAUUUUGAGUGAAAGUGUAAAAUUAGUUUGUCAUUUGACAAAACUAUGAUUGAACAAUUGAGUGAGAUGCCUAAAGAUAAACAGAAUUUAAAAUAUAAAUCUUAAAUAUUUUUCUUCUUUAAACAUAUUAUCUUCUCAAAUCUCGUGACCUUAUAACCUAUAUGUAGUUCAAAGUAUUAAAUAAGAUAUACCAACAGGAGACAAUGAUGACCCAUAA